Fusarium vanettenii 77-13-4 is the source of this 2367-nucleotide messenger RNA. RefSeq lists its product as uncharacterized. NCBI's taxonomy places the organism in Eukaryota, Fungi, Ascomycota, Sordariomycetes, Hypocreales, Nectriaceae. The transcript is spliced from 2 exons. Gene Ontology annotation, molecular function: triacylglycerol lipase activity. The record is from RefSeq and is a predicted model, not a curated record. Bases 1 to 2367 code for a protein of 788 amino acids.
AUGAACCAUGGCUACGUGUUCCCCGACCGAGCCUAUGAUGACUCGAUCAUCCGUAACCAGGAUGAGGCUGAGGCUAUCCUGCAACCAGCCCUGAGCGCAGUUGCCAGGCAUUUGACUUCACAAAAUACACCGACAAUCGAAAAGGUCUUGGCAUUGGACAAGAGUGGAGGAGCUCUGUUUGAUGGAAACGGUGACACGAGUCCUGAGCUCCCAUCUUCGCCUGAGACAACACCACAAAUACCACAAUCUAUCCCUCCGCCCAGUUCCUCAAAGCAACUGCCGACGAGCCAGCCGUCAAGCUAUCCUCUACCUUCACCGUGGCAAUCCCAAUCAAGACCAUCCCCGGCCAAAGGAUCAUCAAACAGAGCGUCCGGGAGUGUCUUGGGAAGUGCUCUCAGCCCAGCCCGAAGUCGAUCGAGAUCGGCAGGACAAGAGGCAUUGAGGAGGCUCCAGAAGGCCCUGCCCUCCCUCAGUCCGCCAUCUCAUUUGUUACCUUCUAUGCCCACUUCUUUCUUCUCCAACUCCAGCGACAAGGUCAAUACAGGCAAUUGGAGUUUCCAGAGCCGCCUUCAAUCACCUCGAAGUCCUCCCAACUCAUCCCCUCUCUCGCAAACGAGACCAAGGCCUUCUCCGCAGCAGGGCCGGGGGUUGGCUCCGCCGACAGUGCCUCCAUCGCGCCCUAAGGCUCUACGCCGAGUAACUUCUGAUGAUAGUCUCCUUUACCACAGCCUAUCCCGAACUUCCUCUCUAGGCGACGAUGAAAGCUUUCAGGAUGUCCGCGAAAUGGUCAAUAUUCGAUUCAUGGCGUUAAAGGACAGCCUUCCUGAUGUGCCCAAUUUCAAGAUGCCCAGUCUUCCCAAGCUUUAUAACCAAGCAAGAAGAUCAACGCUGUCUCUCAGCGCAGUAGACUCUUCCGAUGCUAAUGGAACCCACGGUCGCCUUUCUAAAGAAACCAGCUCUUCCUCCAAAGAUGGAUCGGCCAUUCUUGAUCGGGUCUUGGAGAGCCUCACUGGUGAUGUUGUCAUCAUGGGUGGUUAUCGAGGAUCCAUUCUACGGUCAGCCGAGGCGCCUCACCAACAGGUCUGGGCACCUGUGAAGCUCGGCCUGAAUAUGCGAAAGGUCAACUUGGAAGUAGGCUUGGAAGAUGAAGAUGAGGAGAGGAUGGAAGAAACUAUCAAGCCUGAUGGAAUGCUGAAACACAUUGGGCCCGUCGACAUUUCUCGAAAGUUUAUCAAGAAACUGCGCUCUUGCGAUAACGCCAGAACAGGGAAGCUACGCAUAUGGGACUACGGUUACGACUGGAGACUAAGCCCGCCGUUGUUGUCUCGGAAGUUGCAAGAAUACCUUCAAAAGUUGCCCUCGAAUCGACCAGGAACCCCAAUCGAGUCCCGAGGGGCCCUUGUUAUCUCCCACAGCUUGGGUGGUCUCAUAACACGACACGCCGUUAACCAGCGUCCGGAUCUCUUCUCAGGGGUUUUAUACUGCGGAACGCCACAACGGUGUAUCAACAUUCUGAACCCCCUGCGUCACGGCGAUGUAGUGCUCCUGAACGAAAAGCUCCUCACCGCCAGCGUCAACUUCAGCAUGAGAACUUCGUUUGUCUUCCUACCAGAGGACGGGUUCUGUUUUGUGAACAAGACAACUGGCGAAGAGUACCCAAUCGACUUUUACGACCCUCAAGAAUGGAUCAAGUGGCAUCUUAGCCCGUGUAUGCAACCGGCUCUUCCUCCCUACAACCGCCCACACUCGUCGUCGCUGUCGUCCUUCCUCCCGAACUCGCUACGCACCCGCUCCGAUAGCAAGAGCGAGAAGCAGCCCCCUUCUCCUUCGACAAUUAUCCGAGACCGCAACCCUAUCGCACCCCAGCUCGACGGAAGCGGCGCCCAUGUAGAUGAACCUCUUCCCUCAGACCCCGAGCGCCAGCGCUACCUCGAAUACUUGACCCGAACCCUUAAGAUGAUCCACAAGUUCCGUUCCGAGCUCGCACACUCGCCAUCGCACCAGGAAGUCAACGCCUACCCUCCACACGCCGUGCUGUAUGGCAAAAGCAUACCCACCGUGUACGCUGCUCAGGUCACCAGCCGCGAGGCCAUCCCCUGCUUGGACGCCUAUGACGAUCUCCUUUUCCGGCCAGGUGACGGUGUCGUUCUGGCCAAGGAGGCCAUGCUCCCGGACGGCUACUCGGUCGUUCGCGGCGGUCGGGUCUGCACUGAACGUGGCCACAUCACCAUGCUCGGCGACUUGCCGGCCGUGGGGCGGGCCCUCGAGGCGCUGGUCAGGGGUCGUCGGAAGGGCAUAGGGAUGGGGGCAGGCGGUGAUGGGGCCAACGAGGUGGUUAAGCAGCAGGUGCCGGCUGAGUCGGGGUAG